Messenger RNA from Peromyscus maniculatus bairdii (prairie deer mouse), 4386 nucleotides. It is a transcript of the gene Pcdhb3, whose product is annotated as protocadherin beta 3. Lineage: Eukaryota; Metazoa; Chordata; Mammalia; Rodentia; Cricetidae. Gene Ontology annotation, cellular component: plasma membrane. Gene Ontology annotation, biological process: homophilic cell-cell adhesion. The record is from RefSeq and is a predicted model, not a curated record. Gene Ontology annotation, molecular function: calcium ion binding.
UGCUUAGUUCAAGUCUCCUAUCCACUGCCUUAAUGAAUACAGAAUUCUCAUAUUUAGUUUUAUAAUUUAAAUAUGCUUCGAUGUUUCCCAAGUCACUCACUCAACUUUCUUCACUUCUUGCAGUUGGACUUGUGACACAAAGUGCUAUCAAUAUUUUAAUCCCUAAUGUUAAUCCCUAAUUUCUCAACCUAAUAUUAAUUUUUACAUAAUUUUAUGUGUAUUUGAAUGAGGUGUGCUAUUAAAUGUAUGGAAUUUGAAUAUCUUAUUUGAGAUGAGCAGUGCCAGAAAGGACAGUCUUGGUAUCAAAGUCUCUAGUUAACCACCUUAUCACAUGUGGGACCUUGGUUAAGUGACCACCAUGACAUCAACUGUUUCAAUUAUCAUCAACUAUCUUGCAGUCAGUAUCAAGUACAGUAAUAUGACAUUAUAGAAAUAUAAUUGCUAUUAGUUUCAGUGCCACUAAUAUUAGGAAUAAACUCAAUAAUGAGCAAGUGCGUAUCACUCCUGAUACUCAUAUAGAGAGCAGAUUGCUUCAUGUGUGCACUUGUAAUGUAAAUCAUGUAAAUGAGGACUCUUAUUAGAGAUAGCUAACUCCGUUUAGUGUAUUAUACUUGCUUAGUUUUUGUUUAACUUAUGUGGCACAAGAAACUCCCUCAGUAGGGUCAUGUAGGUUUCAUAAGGGGGAAAAAACGACAUAGAUCAAAACCAGUAACAAAACCUUUUCUAAGAAUUUAAAACUGAAAACGAACGCAUGGUGGCGCUGUUGACUAAAAAUGCGAAUUAAGACACUUAUACUCCGUACUCAGAUUGACAGAGGGAUCCGGUGAGAUAAGACAAGCGCUUGUGAACCUGGGCAGAUUUUUAAGCAGGAAAGUCUGAAUCUCUGGAAAACAUUACUUGUUAGGCUAUCGCCAAAAGACUGCGCUUUUCACAGAGAAAUACAAGGCUCCUUUUGGUGACAAGCCCCUGGAAAAACACCGCAGAAAUACAAUGGAGGCCAGAGAAGAGGGCUUCCUUAAACAAAGGCAAGUCUUGCUUCUCUUUGUUUUUCUGGGUGGGUCUCUGGCUGGGUCUGGAUCUAGGCGCUAUUCUGUGGCCGAGGAAAAAGAGAAGGGCUUCUUAAUAGCCAAUCUAGCGAAGGAUCUGGGGCUCAGGGUAGAAGAACUGGCUGAAAGGAGAGCUCAGGCUAUCUCCAAAGGGAACAUGCAGUAUUUUCAGCUCAGCCACCAGACCGGAGAUUUGCUCCUGGUUGAGAAAUUGGACCGGGAGGAGCUGUGCGGUUCCACAGAACCUUGUGUGCUGCACUUUCAGAUAUUGUUGCAUAAUCCUUUGCAGUUCAUUACAAAUGAGCUCGAGGUCAUAGAUAUAAAUGAUAACGCUCCGGAGUUCUUUGAAAAUGCAAUGCAGCUUAAAGUCCUGGAAAGCUCCCCACCUGGGACAGUAGUUCCUUUGGGAAAUGCUGUGGACCUGGACGUGGGAAGAAACGGACUCCAGAACUACACGGUCUCUCCCCAGUCCCAUUUCCACGUUCGCACCCGCCGUCGUAGGGAUGGAAGAAAGUAUCCAGAACUAGUGCUAGACAGAGCUCUGGAUCGGGAGGAGCAGCCAGAGCUCAGUUUAACUCUCACAGCCCUGGAUGGAGGAUCCCCACCUCGGUCUGGCACUGCCCAGGUCCACAUCCUGAUCUUAGACAUAAACGAUAAUGCCCCAGAAUUUACACAGUCACUCUAUGAGGUUCAAGUUCUAGAGAAGAGCCCUGUUGGCUCUGUCAUUGUCACGGUCUCAGCUUCUGACUUAGAUGCGGGGAAUUUUGGUGCAAUAUCCUAUGUGUUUUUCCAUGCUUCUGAAGAAAUUCUCAAAACUUUUCAACUAAAUCCCACUACUGGUGAUAUACAGUUAGUUAAGGCGUUGGAUUACGAAACAAUUAAUACUUACGAAGUUGACAUAGAGGCCAAAGAUGGUGGUGGCCUUUCGGGAAAAUGCACAGUCAUAGUCCAGGUAGUUGAUGUGAAUGAUAACCCACCAGAACUGACUUUGUCAUCAGUUAACAGUCCUAUCCCUGAGAAUUCGGAAGAGACUGUGGUGGCUGUUUUCAGUGUUGCUGAUUUAGACUCUGGAGAUAAUGGUAAAGCGACCUGUUCCAUCCAGAAUGAUCUCCCAUUCAUCCUGAAACCAUCUGUAGAGAACUUCUACACUAUAGUAUCUGAGGGAGCUCUGGACAGAGAGAGCAGAGCUGAAUACAACAUCACCAUCACAGUCACCGACAUGGGCACACCCAGGCUCACAACACAGCACACCAUAACAGUUCAGGUGUCUGACGUCAAUGACAACUCUCCCGCCUUCACACAAACCUCCUACACCCUGUUUGUCCAGGAGAACAACAGCCCCGCCCUGCACAUAGGCACCAUCAGCGCCACAGACUCAGACUCAGGCUCCAAUGCCCACAUCACCUACUCUCUGCUGCCCACCCACGACCCGCAGCUGGCCCUCUCCUCAAUCAUCUCCAUCAACGCAGAAAACGGGCAGCUGUUCGCGCUCAGGGCGCUGGACUACGAGGCCCUGAAGACCUUCGAGUUCCACGUGGGCGCCACAGACCAAGGCUCUCCUGCGCUCAGCAGCCAGGCUCUGGUGCGAGUGCUGGUGCUGGACGCCAACGACAAUGCGCCCUUCGUGCUCUACCCGCUGCAGAACGCCUCUGCACCCUACACAGAGCUGCUGCCCAGGGCGGCAGAGCCAGGCUACCUGGUCACCAAGGUGGUGGCAGUGGACCGAGACUCUGGCCAGAAUGCCUGGCUGUCCUUCCAGCUGCUCAAGGCCACGGAGCCGGGGCUGUUCAGCGUGUGGGCUCACAACGGCGAGGUGCGCACCUCCAGGCUGCUGAGUGAGCGCGAUGCUCCCAAGCACAGGCUGCUGCUGCUGGUCAAGGACAAUGGAGAUCCUCCAAGGUCUGCCAGUGUCACUCUGCAUGUGCUGCUGGUGGAUGGCUUCUCUCAGCCCUACCUGCCUCUGCCAGAGGUGGCGCGCGACCCCGCCCAGGAUGAGGACGUGCUCACACUGUACCUGGUCAUUGCCUUGGCUUCUGUGUCUUCUCUCUUCUUCUUGUCUGUGCUGCUGUUCGUGGGGGUGAGGCUGUGCAGGAGGGCCAGGGCGGCCUCUCUGGGUGGCUGCUCUGUGCCUGAGGGACACUUUCCUGACCACCUGGUGGAUAUCAGCGGGGCAGGGACCCUGUCCCAGAGCUACCAGUAUGAGGUGUGUCUGACUGGAGACUCUGGGAACACAGAUUUCAAAUUCUUUAACCCCAUUAUUCCCAAUAGUGUGCUUCAGGACCUCUAGGUCAAUUUCAGAGUCCAGGAGACCCAUGUUUCGAUAACCAAAUCAGAAUUAGUUGCUUGGCUAUUAAUAUAUUUGUUUUGCAUUUAAUAAUCUCUCCUUGGAAGAGUGUAUUUUAUGGUGAUUUUAUUCGCUGUUUUUUAUUGAUGUGGUUUUUCUCUUUUGGAUCUGUGCUUCCUUUUUAUCAAUACAAUCUUAAUACAUCUCUUUCUUUCACUAAUUUGUAUAAUAUACAACCUUUUUGUGUUUCUCUGGUCAUUUUAAGUGUGUUCUUGGGAACUCAUUUCUUCCUCUUCAUUAUAACCAGGGUGGCUUUCUUCAACACCCACCUCAGAUCGUAUCUUCUUGAGGCUAUGCACAGAACCUGCUCUGUUGUAUUCACUUGGAUUUUCACUUUCACUGCAGCUUGUUAACUGUAAAAUGUACAGCGUUCAUUGUGAGAUUUUCGGAGAUGCACAUACCAGGCCUGGAUAGCACUCACCUCUUUACCACAUUCUUUAGUCCUGUUGUCUUCCUCCCCUCCACACUCUUCAAUGCCCCAUUUUACUUUCAUGUACUUCUUGUCUUUUAGAGGGUAACUAUUUAGCUUAAAUGAUCUGCAGUUCCAAUUCCCUCAAAAUGACAAUUUCAUUCUUCUUGAUGCCUGAAUAAAGUAAUUCCAUCAUGCAUGUAUGUGUUUUCCUCACCCCCACUUCUGUUAUCACGAUAACACACCUUUGUGUACAGCUAAUGAAGUGCGAGCAUAAGAUUCAGUCAUCUGUCAUAGUUUUAUGUGGUUUGUUCACAAAUGGAAGUAGUGUGUUGUUUUAUUUAUCAUCUUUACUGACAACAACAUUUAGUAUUUCAAGACUUUAUUUGCUUUUAUACAGGCCAAAAUUUCUUCUAAAAUGUACCAGAAAUAACUUUGCUUGACCUAAGCCAUUGCAAGUGAUGGAGUGUGCUUUCACCUUGUAUGAGAAGACACUGAGUGAGGCAUGUGUUUGGAUGAUGAGUUGAUGUGUAAAUGCUGGAAAUAAAUGAGGGCCCAUUAAACUUUCAACAAAAUAUGCAGAUGAA